Messenger RNA from Cuscuta epithymum, 909 nucleotides. Lineage: Eukaryota; Viridiplantae; Streptophyta; Magnoliopsida; Solanales; Convolvulaceae. The record is from the annotation of a GenBank genome assembly.
UUUUGCGGACACUCUAAUUUUUUUCGCACUAAAUAUGUGUAGUGGUCUAAAACAUGUGUUUGAGUGGUCUAGAACAUGUGUUGUUCAGUAAAAAGUGGAAACGCAUGAGCACAACAUAAACAAUCUCAUAUGGUCAGGAAGAGGGCGACGGAUGGGAUCGACCUAGAUUUCAUUACUGAUUGAAUCCCCAAUAGUUGAAAUCCCCAAUUCAAACCGGUGUUGAUGAUGGCCGCCGCCGCCGCCGCCGCCACAUCAACCCAGCAGUGCCACCUCCUCCGGCUAGUCCUAUCUUGCCGCAAAAUUACAGCUCAGGUGACCCACCCCCAGACGGCCUCCAUCAUCGCGAUGGCUUCAUCGGCCGAGCAAGAGUUCGCGGCUCAGCAUAGAGCCAGGCUGAACCGCUUCCCCCGGUCCCACAACUUCUGGGAUUCAAAGAUCGCCGCCAGGGUCGGCGAGAAGCUCGGCCACCGCCUUAACGAAGCCGGCGUCUUGCAAGUAGAAAUUGAUCACCGGGAAGAACUCGCCAGGCCCAUUCACCACCGUAAGAUGGUGUCGCCGCUCUUCGAUGCCGUUAAGCGCGCAGGUAUCGGCUUAGCAGGCGGCGAGAAAUUGGAGGCCUGGACUUUGAGCUAGUUUUUGGGUCGUUUGGCUAUUGGGCCUGUGAAAAAAACGUGAUGGAUCUGGGCUUUUAGAUCCAGUUAGAUUACUCUACACAUAUCCAAGUGAUCCAACCAAAUUUUUAUGUAGCAAUAGUACUCCAUUUCCCAAGGAUCUUAUUCUCAGAACUAACAAAUCAGACUCAAUUUUGUAUUUCUUGAUUUCCCUACUUUCACACAAGUUUCAAGUUUGUUGUGUUUAAUUUGUUAGCAAAUGAUGUUGAAUUUGGUAAUAAUAAUAUUUUCUGCAAAA